Saccharomyces eubayanus is the source of this 975-nucleotide messenger RNA. RefSeq names its product Mrh1p (gene MRH1). Gene Ontology annotation, cellular component: plasma membrane; endoplasmic reticulum. The transcript has a single exon. The record is from RefSeq and is a predicted model, not a curated record. NCBI's taxonomy places the organism in Eukaryota, Fungi, Ascomycota, Saccharomycetes, Saccharomycetales, Saccharomycetaceae. Bases 1 to 975 code for a protein of 324 amino acids.
AUGUCUACCUUUGAAACUUUAAUUAAAAGAGGUGGUAACGAAGCCAUCAAACUUAACCCUCCAACCGGUGCUGAUUUCCACAUCACCAGUCGUGGUUCCGAUUGGUUUUGGACAUGUUUCUGUUGUUACUUAUUGUUCGGCCUAAUUUUAACCGCCUUAAUGUUCAGAAAACCCGUUAACGACAGAUUCUUCUACUACACCGGUAUUGCUCCAAAUAUUUUCAUGUGUGUAGCUUACUUCACCAUGGCCUCUAACUUGGGUUGGAUUGCGGUUAAGGCUAAAUACAAUCAUGUUCAAACUUCUACCCAAAAGGAACAUCCAGGUUACAGACAAAUUUUCUACGCUAGAUAUGUCGGUUGGUUUUUAGCUAUGCCAUGGCCUAUUAUUCAAGUCUGUUUGCUAGGACAUACUCCAGUAUGGCAAAUUGCUUUCAAUGUUUGUAUCACUGAAUUCUUCACUGUUUGUUGGUUAAUUGCCGGUUGUGUUCACUCCACUUACAAAUGGGGUUACUACACCAUCGGUCUUGGAGCUGCCAUUGUCGUAUGUAUCAGUGUUAUGACUACUACUUACAACUUGGUGAAGCAAAAGGGGGAUAACAAUAUUAGAAUCGUCUUCCUCACUAUCUUCAGCAUCAUUAUGUUCAUGUGGAUCAUCGCUUACCCAACCUGUUUCGGUAUUACUGACGGUGGUAACGUUUUGCAACCUGAUUCUGCCGGUAUCUUUUUCGGUAUCAUCGAUCUAAUUGUUAUGUGUUUCAUCCCAACCUUAUUUGUUCCAAUUGCUUCUAACUUUGGUGCUGAAAGAUUGGGCUACCACUUCGGUGAUGACGCUUCUGAAUCACACGUGGGGUCUUUCACUCCUAGACCAGUUGCUAGUCCAAAACCAGCUGCCACUCCAAAGUUAGGUGAAAAGAAGGACAAAAAGAAGUCCAAGAAGAGCAAGAAAUCUAAGAAGUCUAAGAAGUCUGAGGAAUAG